Molecule: messenger RNA, 1374 nt
Organism: Nerophis lumbriciformis (worm pipefish)
Lineage: Eukaryota; Metazoa; Chordata; Actinopteri; Syngnathiformes; Syngnathidae
Source: RefSeq, a predicted model, not a curated record
AUGCAGCCUCCCAGCAGAGGAAUCAGCCACUGCCUGGACCAAGAUCUCCAGAUUGCUGAAGGAGAGCAAAUAAUAGAGCAUCCAAGGACAUUCAGAGUGGGACACUCAAGUCAGCAGAGCAUGAGGACGCCUAGCAAAGAGGAGAAUAGGACAUUGGUGAUCUCGGGCAAAAAGCACCUUCCCAUCUAUCCUCCAGGAAGCCAGGAAGAACAAUGGCAACUCCAAAUCACCGCAAGAGGCCGAGUGAACUGUCCAAAAUGUAACAGUGUGAGCAGGAAGACUGUGGAAGGUCUCAAGAAGCACAUGGACAACUGCAGCCUGCAAGUGUUUACAUGCCAACACUGUGGGAAGCAGCUCAAAUCUUCCCCGGGGAUGAAGUAUCACAUCAUGGCUGACCAUAGCAACCCGCCUACAACAGACCACAUUCAGACCUCGGACAAGCGUGCCAUCAAGGAUAAACUCAGGAAAAUCCUCAGACUGUUGGGCAAAGUCAAAUGCUCCAAUGCGGGCUGCACGGCUGCGUUCAGCAGCAUCAUGGGAUAUAUUUACCACAUGAAAAAGUGUGGCAAGGAGCAGGCUGAGCUGGACAAGAUGUUGCUAAGCUGUUCACACUGCGGGAAAAUAUACAAGUCCAAAUCUGGCUUGAACUACCACCUCAAGUCCGAGCAUCUCCCAGUAGGUCUUCCGCAGCUAGAUGGGGCAGCGGAGGAAGUUAUUAGAGUUCGCCGUGCCUCAGCAGUGCUGGCAAAGCGUCACAUGACAGAGUUAGCCAACAAGCUGUGUGAAGAUUGGCCAAAGAGGACCUUUCAGUCAGACUUGGUGCCUGAUGAAAAAAAGUUGAAAUACACACGACCCAGCCUGCCGGCCUUUAGCCAGGAGCUACUGACAAAGUGGAGGAACGAAGUGAAGCUGCACAGGAAGAUCUACUGUCCUAAUCAGGGUUGUGGGUGCGAAUACACCACCGUAUCUGGACUAAAGACUCACCUUGGACACUGUACAAUGAGCGACUAUGAGGUGGGAAAGUAUCGAUGUUUGCUCUGCGCCAAGGAGUUUCAUUCUGAGAGGGGCGUGAAAUAUCACAUUAACGCCGCGCACUCUGAGGAUUGGUUUAUGACCAACAAAAAGGCUUCUGUGAAGUUUCUGAAAAACAAGCCAAGAGAGACGAUCUACCAUGCAGAGCAGAAGAAUAUGGAGCACUAUGAUCAUCCUCACCAACAAACGCAACACCUCAACACUCCUCUCUGCACUCAAGUAGAGCGUUCGCCAGGGCCUGAGUGGCAAGCGCCGAUUGAAAUUGAGGACGCCGACAAAAUGGCGGAGGGGAACCGAAGGGAGCAUGAGGAAAGACAGGCAUAUGAUUUCGAGCAAAGUUGA